This is a messenger RNA of Rasamsonia emersonii CBS 393.64, 408 nucleotides long. RefSeq lists its product as uncharacterized. Lineage: Eukaryota; Fungi; Ascomycota; Eurotiomycetes; Eurotiales; Trichocomaceae. Bases 1 to 408 code for a protein of 135 amino acids. The record is from RefSeq and is a predicted model, not a curated record. The transcript has 7 exons.
AUGGUGAUGGUGAUGGUGAUGAUGAUUACUCCCGUAGACUGUUUAAGAAGACUCUGCUCCUGGUCAGGUGAUACAUUGGUACCCAGGUGGGUGCGACUAAUAAUCACCUUAAUUCCGAGUCAUUCCCGUCAAAGACCCUGUACGUACUCUAGGACUGCCGGCUCAAAUGCCGAUUUCCCCGGAACCCUGUAUGUAGAUUAUAUCUCGGCCUUUCUGCUUCUGUCAAACAAAAGACAAUAUUAUCAAGAAUUAUCAUUGACUGAUACGUCGAACGCAAUCACUCCGAGCAUGACCUCGAUCGCAUAUUUGAAAACUAACCCCUUAUCUAUCCCAUUCAUUCAGCACGACGUUAUCAUUGUAGGCAGUGCAGAUAGUGAAGUUGGGGGAGUCCUCCCUGUUGGCGCUUAA